AUGGCUGCGAUGAAAAAGAAGUUAGUAAUUGUAGGUGAUGAUGCUUCUGGUACAACACAUCUGCUAAACUUCUUCAGUAAGGAUCAAUUCCCCGAAGUCUACGAGCAUACUGUGUCUGAAAACCAUGUAGCUGAUAUAGAAUUAGAUGGAAAACAGGUUGAGUUAUCUAUUUGUGACACAGCUGGAAAGGAAGACCAACUUCGACAACUCUCAUACCCAAACACAGACGUCAUUCUGAUGUGUUUCUCUAUCGUCAGUCCAGACAGUUUACAAAACAUCGCUGAGAAGUGGAUACCAGAGGUGAAACACUACUGCCCCAACGUCCCAAUCGUCCUAGUAGGCAACAAGAAGGAUCUACGAUGUGAUCCCAAUAUGAUAAGAGAAUUGGCCAAAAUGAAUCAGAAGCCUGUGAGUUAUGAAGAUGGCCAAACAAUGGCGUACAAGAUAGGUGCUUUUGCAUACUUGGAGUGCUCUUCCAUGAGUAAAGAGGGAGUCCAAGAAAUUUUUGAAAUCGCUACAAGGGCUGCUCUUCAAACAUAA
Molecule: messenger RNA, 540 nt
Organism: Lingula anatina
Lineage: Eukaryota; Metazoa; Brachiopoda; Lingulata; Lingulida; Lingulidae
Product: ras-like GTP-binding protein Rho1
Source: RefSeq, a predicted model, not a curated record